Messenger RNA from Olea europaea var. sylvestris, 1708 nucleotides. Its product is annotated as G-type lectin S-receptor-like serine/threonine-protein kinase SD1-1. Lineage: Eukaryota; Viridiplantae; Streptophyta; Magnoliopsida; Lamiales; Oleaceae. The transcript is spliced from 7 exons. Gene Ontology annotation, biological process: protein phosphorylation. The record is from RefSeq and is a predicted model, not a curated record. Gene Ontology annotation, molecular function: protein kinase activity; ATP binding. The coding region runs from base 113 to 751 and encodes 212 amino acids.
CAGUGGAUGUGUGAGGAGGACUCCAUUGAGUUGCCUGCAGGAUCACAUUAAAUUUUUAAAGCUUGGAGGUGUGAAAUUGCCAGAUCUCCUUCAGUUUUCACUAAACAAGAGCAUGAGUCUAAAAGAAUGUCAGGCAGAAUGCUUGAAGAACUGCUCUUGCAUGGCUUACGCAAAUUCAGAUAUUCGUGAAGGUGGUAGUGGUUGUUUCAUGUGGUUCGGGGAUCUGAUCGAUAUUCAAGAGUUUUCUGAAAGAAAAGAACGAUACAUCUACAUGCGAAUGGCAGCAGCCGAACUUAAUCACAAUAAAAAGACGACACUGGUGCUGAUCUUGGUCAUAUCGUUAGUUUGCGGAAUGCUUAUCCUCGGCUUCUUGAUCUUUCGUCUCAUCAAGAAGAGAGAAUCGAAAAGAGCAUUUGAUAUCGAUGUGAAAGAUAUAGAGCUGCCAAUGUUUGAUCUGAGUACAGUUACUAAUGCAACUGAGAACUUCUCAUUAACAAAUAUGCUUGGAGAAGGAGGAUUUGGAAUUGUGUACAAGGGAAAAUUACCAACAGGGCAAGAAAUUGCAGUGAAGAGACUCUCAACGAAUUCUGGACAAGGUCUUCAAGAGUUUAGGAGUGAAGUAAUUCUGAUUUCCAAACUUCAACACCGGAAUCUUGUCUGGCUUUUGGGAUGUUGCCUUGAAGGAGAUGAAAGGAUGCUAAUUUACGAAUAUAUGCCCAACAAAAGCUUGGACAAUUUCAUAUUUGGUUAAUCUGCCUCUAUUGAUCUCCUAUUCGAUGAAUAUGAUGUAUAUUUUCCAACCACUAAGUUGUCCAUAUAUUAUGAAAUUGUUGCAGAUCAGCAUAGAAAAACAUUGAUUACAUGGAAAAAGCACUUUGAGAUUGUUAUGGGCAUAGCGAGAGGACUUCUUUACCUUCAUCAGGACUCUCGAUUGAGAAUUAUUCACAGAGAUCUUAAGAGUAGCAACAUUUUACUAGAUAGUGACUUGAAUCCCAAGAUUUCUGAUUUCGGCCUCGCAAGAACUUUUGGUGGAGAUCAAACUGAAAGCAAAACAAAGCGAGUAAUUGGUACUCAUGGCUAUAUGUCGCCAAAAUACAUUGUUGACGGGAAAUUCUCGGUGAAAUCUGACGUCUUCAGUUUUGGAGUGCUUUUACUAGAGAUAGUGAGUGGUAGGAAGAAUUGGAGAUUUCACCAUUCCGACCAUCAUCAUAAUCUUGUAGGCCACGCAUGGUUAUUGUGGAAAGAAGGCAGGGCAUUGAAAGUAGCAAAUGGCAUUGCUGAGCUAUUGUUGGUUGAAUCUGAAGUGCUUAGAUGUAUCCAAGUAGGCUUACUGUGUGUUCAAAAACUACCACAAGACAGGCCAACAAUGGCAUCAGUAGUUGUCAUGUUGAGCAACGAGAGUGUGACGUUACCACAACCUAAAGAGCCUGGUUUAUUUGUGGAAAGAAGUUGUGAUGAAACAGACACAUUACCACGCGAGGAAACAUACCUCACUCAAAAUGACGUGGCAAUAUCCGUGCCGGAACCAAGAUAAACGAUUUAUGUACACGUUGCCUUGUAAAUCAGGUGUUGCCAAUGAUCUCAUCUUCUUGUUCACCGUUAAAACUAUUUGAAAAUCCAGGCAUGCAACAUUUGAAAAUAUGCCAUGUCAGCGCUAUUAAAUUGUGUUUUCAGCACUAGAUAAUGAUUACACCCGUGGUUUAAACAA